This is a messenger RNA of Centropristis striata (black sea bass), 2243 nucleotides long. RefSeq lists its product as uncharacterized. Gene Ontology annotation, molecular function: protein-lysine N-methyltransferase activity. The coding region runs from base 130 to 780 and encodes 216 amino acids. The record is from RefSeq and is a predicted model, not a curated record. NCBI's taxonomy places the organism in Eukaryota, Metazoa, Chordata, Actinopteri, Perciformes, Serranidae. The transcript has 7 exons. Gene Ontology annotation, cellular component: mitochondrion. Gene Ontology annotation, biological process: positive regulation of proton-transporting ATP synthase activity, rotational mechanism; regulation of mitochondrial ATP synthesis coupled proton transport; peptidyl-lysine trimethylation.
AACGAGUGCGUAGUAAUUCAUAUAAAGUUGAUAUAAAGUAUCAAAAAGGCUUCUAUAGUGGCUGGCUGACAGGACACAAGGCAGGAAAUGAGCACGUCACAAGCUUAAGUCAGCCACCAUCGGUUUGCAAUGGAGGACUCCAUUGAAGUGAUUCUGCAGGACGAUUGCAGGAGCUGUUCUACAAACAGACACCAUCCCGUCGUGUCGGCCUGCACAGGUGUUCUGCUCACAGGCCUGUACGGAGUGUGGAGCCUGUUUGCUGUGCCUGGGUUCCGCAAAGUCCCCUGCAACCUCAAGGUGCCAUAUUUGCCCUCCAGUAAAGGUCAGACACUGAACAUUAUGCAUCUGCUCAAGGGACGAACGGGUCGCUUAGCAGAUCUGGGAUCAGGAGAUGGAAGACUGGUGUUUGCGGCUUCUUCUGCUGGCUUCCAGUGCACAGGGUUUGAGAUUAACUCUAUUUUAGUGGCCUAUGCCAGGAGCAAGGCCCACUGGAAGGGAGUGCCCUCCGGCCAUGCAACCUUUGUUAAAGACGACUUCUGGAAGACUGAUUUAUCUACAUACAACAAUGUGACAGCAUUCCUUGCUCCAGGAGUGAUGGAGGUCCUGGGUGAGAAGCUUUUGAAAGAGCUUCCAGAUGAUGCUUAUGUCAUUGCUUGUCGUUUUCCUUUCCCCAACUGGCCACAACAAUCCUCUGUCGGCUCCGGUCUUGACCAGGCUUUUGCUUAUAAUAUGAGCACUGUGCGCUCAUUCAUGAGAGAUGUGCCAAAAACAUUGGUGUAAGCCACUGUCUCAGGGUUAUUUUUUUUCUUUCACUUGUCACUCUCAACUGCACUGAGGCAUUUUUUCCCCCUUCUGUUUCUUAGACCACAAAUUAACAUAAAAAUAGAGAUGAGAAAACACAUUAUUAUCAGAUAAUCAUAAAUAAUUUGAGCAAAGGAACUGCUGAGCAACGAUCACAAAUGAUCCUUUGGAAAGAUGUCUUUAAACAUUGCAAGGAUGAGAGGGACUCUGACUAAGCAAGAUGUCAGGAUGAUUUUAACAUCACUGAUCCCCUGCAGUAGUUGUUCAAGAGCAAAGCCAGAACAAACUGAGUCUUUGCCAUCCUGCUGGCAAUCUAACAAAAUUAUCCAGAAUACAGCUGCAGAUCUUUUUCUAAGAGCUACUCAUUUUACUUCCACAUCAACAUUAAUCAACCAAAGCAUGCUUGGAGUGAGGUCAAUGUAUUUGUAUGUUAUUCAGUAGUGUUGUCCUACAUUGGUUAUUGGAGGUUAUAGAUAGAAUUAUUUGUUUGUUUAGUUGUUCUUCAAGGAAAACAGCUCAAGGCUAUUCUGAGAUGCAUUCCUCGUCUCCUAGACAAUCCGGCUAGACACAAAGAUAUUUUUAUGUUGUGGGCAGUCGAGAAUAAUGGCCUGUUUCACCUGAUGCUUCUCGGUCAUAUGGAAUAUGUAACCGGGUAGAGAAAUAGACUCCUCAGUCUGAGAACCAUGAAUACAUGUGUCAUCCUCUGCUUGCUUGUAAGUGGUCAGACAAGAGAUUUCAAUCUGAUAUGCUGUAGUCAAGGCCAUUUGAAAAUGAAAAACAAGAUUUGUUUUUGAUUCAUAUUAAAAUUUUAAUAACUUAGAGAGAUAAGCAUCCUGAACAUUUUUAGCAUGUUCUCAUAAAUGUCUGGCUGUGAUUUUAUUUGAAUAGAGAUGCAGAGUAAAGAUUUCUCAACAUCUUUGUUAAGAUAACAAAUUUGUGCAGUUUUGAUGGAGAAAUCUCUCAGUAUUGCAUAUAACUGAAACUGUCUCAGUGUAGCACUCGCAGUGCUACACUGAGACAUUAUUAUUAUUUUUUAACAGUUCAGAGGUCAUUGAAAUACACUAGAACACAAAACUUCCAAUGCAUUGCCACCUCUACAACCUUUUCACUCAUAUUACCGCUGAGACUCCUCUAAACACAUGGAUGGAUUACUGCACGGAUCUACUGGGCACAGACACAGGCCCAAAGUGUCAGGGCCCUCCAUAGCUUUCACCUACAAAAUGUCACUGAAAUACACCAACCAGAAAGAGACUCAAAGUGACCACAGAGAAACAUAAUAUGAGUAAAAAGAGACUGAAGGUGCUACAAAGAGAUACAAAACAGUGCAAAAAGACUCACAAUGACUAUGACUAAGAGACACAACAUUAUUACAAGGGGCAAAAAUAACAAUCCACAUAAAAUGGGCUAAACAACUAUAAGGUCUGUGUGUCUUGUUUCUAUGU